Messenger RNA from Aureobasidium vineae, 1167 nucleotides. The record is from the annotation of a GenBank genome assembly. NCBI's taxonomy places the organism in Eukaryota, Fungi, Ascomycota, Dothideomycetes, Dothideales, Saccotheciaceae.
AUGGACACUUGGAGCGGCAAUUUACGACUUGAUGAUAGCAAUGAGAUACGAGGCAACAAUCUACUGCUCAUCAACAACAACGAUGAAGAAGGCCAAGGACAAGAAUGGUGGCAGGGCGCUACCAUCGAAUCACCUUUGGGCAUCUUGGCUGCAGUGAACCUCGCUGAUGCGAGCAAAAUACCACAACCGCGGGUAACAGAGAUUCUCUUUUACGCUGCUAGAAAGCAUGUCCAACAAGACCUCCCCUCGCCAUCACACACUGAAGCUUCUUCUUCUUCUUCUUCUUCUUCAAGCCUCGAACUCGGACUCUAUGCUCUUCCUUUAUCAUCUGAUUUAUUACUUUUCAACGACACGGAUAUUACGCCACCCACCUCUCCAGUCCUGGGGACUUCAGAUCCAAACACAGCAAAUGGCCGCUUCAUCCCCCGCCCCUGGGACGAACCAACCCUCCGUCAAAAACGCAAGACCGCCCUCGACUCCACCUUCUCCGCCGCCUCUUCCCGCCAAAAACGACAUUCGGGCGCCUCAGUAGCCGCAGCCGCAGCUUUAANNAAAAGUCCUUCCCUGUUACCCUCCCUGCCACGUCUAAAGUCAGAAGCAAGCAGAGGCUCCGUACCCCUCCACACACGCCCAAAAAGCCGAAGUCCCAGUAUAGCAAGCCUGCGUCGCGAUCCCACUAUCCCAGAGACAAAGCGAGUAGCGUCAGGGUUAUCGCGAGCAACGCCCGCACCUGCCACACCAUCUUCAGAGCAAGAAGUCCUGCAACAAAAAAACAAAGAUAUGGUAUCCAAAGUCGUGUUAGCCGGCUUACGUGUCUGGGGCUUCAGUGCUUCGAAAAGANAAAAACGUGUGUCUACUUCGACCUCUGCGGCGGAGCAUGUGGAUCCAGAGGAAGAGGCUAGAGAUGAAGAGUACAAGUUGCUCUACCAUCACGUUUACAAAGCCGCUUGUUUUGCUUUUAGAGCUUGGAUUGGAAAGGAAGAUUUGAGUGGCAAGGAGUUUGCGGAUAGGGUGAGGGAUACCGUGGAUUCGCUGUUGGGGAUCUUGUGUAAGGAUCCUAUGGAGCAGUCGGGAGGCGAUGAGAUGGAUCUAGGCGAGGGGUUCAAGGGUGCCGUUGUGAGGACACCCAAGGGAGAAUUAGGGNAGGAUGAGAGGGGCCCGAGAUGA